UUGUGUGGCGAUAAGACGGGUUCAGCAACACAAGGUCGAUUGGAAUCCAUGUUUGUCCCACUGGCACGGAAUGGGUCCUCCGAUGUGAAACAGGCCGAUCCUUUUGCUGGCCCAAGUCCAGAUGACAUUGUACUCCGGGCGCAGGGGAAGAGUGUGGUGCAUGGCUAGGCUAACUUAGCGGAUUCGUUCAUGGAUGAUUCUAAUGCAAAUUCAUGUUAGGAACGAAGUCGAACGUAACAAAACCAAAGAAGUCAACUGGUGAAUCGUUAGCAAAUUCGGUAGACAAAUUAUCUGUCGAGGAGGUCCCCAAAGUUAAGAGCAAAAAUCUCAAUGUAGUAGCAGAGUUCGAAAAGAGUGGUAUGAAACGUAUGGCCAACUUUGUUGUCAUUGGCCAUGUUGACCACGGCAAGAGCACGCUUAUGGGUCGUCUCCUUUACGACCUGAACGUCAUCGACCAGCGUUCCGUCGACAAACUUCGCAAAGAGGCCGAGACGAUUGGCAAAUCUUCCUUCGCACUCGCAUGGGUCAUGGAUCAGACGAGUGAAGAACGCAGUCGAGGUGUCACAGUCGACAUUGCCACCAACUAUUUCGAAACCGACAAGACGAAGUUCACGAUUCUCGAUGCACCCGGUCACAAGGAUUUCAUACCCAACAUGAUUGCCGGUGCAUCGCAGGCCGACUUCGCCGUUCUCGUCAUUGAUGCUAGCACUAACAGCUUUGAGUCUGGUCUGAAGGGCCAGACGAAGGAGCACGCAUUGUUGGUCCGCAGCAUGGGUGUCCACCGCUUGAUCGUCGCAGUGAACAAGAUGGACACGGUGUCUUGGUCACAGGCGCGAUUCGAAGAAAUCUCACAGCAGAUGAACGCUUUCCUUACCGCAGCCAGUUACACGGCGAAGAGUAUCACAUUCAUCCCGUGCGCAGGUCUCACAGGCGAAAACGUUACCCGAAAAGUGGAAGACCCAAGCGCGAGUUGGUACUCCGGCCAGUCCCUCAUCGAGGCCCUGGAUGCCUCCGAACCGGCGAAGCGCAACAUCGAAAAGCCGCUGCGUAUGACCAUUGGUGACGUCUUCCGCGGCGGGAUACAAAACCCGGUCAGCAUUUCUGGUCGCAUUGACGCCGGUUCCGUCCAAGUAGGCGACGCUAUCCUCACAAUGCCAGCUGGCGAGACCGCGAUAGUGAAGGCUAUCGAGGCUGAGAAUGAUGUCGUCGACUGGGCAGUCGCAGGGCAGAUUCCCACACUUCAUCUCACCGACAUCGACCCUGUGCAUCUGCGUCUUGGUGACAUUGCGUGCGACCCUAAACAUCCGGUUAAGCUGAUCAAGUCCUUCACAUCCAAGAUCCUUGCCUUCGACCAUGUGCUCCCUAUGAGUGUGGAUGUUUUUAGGGGUCGUCUGCAGGCGGAAGGAAAGAUCACAGCACUGACAGCAACGCUGAACAAGGCGACUGGCGAGGUGUUGAAGAAGAAGCCAAGAGUGAUUAAGCCAGCAGAGGUGGCGAGGGUGGUGAUUGAGCUUGAGAGAGAACUGCCGCUGGAAGCUGGCACUAGGGUUGUUCUUCGUGAAGGAGGAAAUACCAUCGCGGCUGGUCUGCUAGAGGCAUAGUCGAAGUCCUUUUCUGCGUUUGUUCUAGGGCGUCAUCCAGCAUCACUUCGAUGAGAAGUCAUAGCUGAACUAUUAGACUCCCAUAUACCAAUCCAAAAUACUGUUUCUUCUCCAUGUGAUAACUCCAAUUCUGUGAGACAUUUCAGG
Messenger RNA from Aaosphaeria arxii CBS 175.79, 1748 nucleotides. RefSeq lists its product as uncharacterized. Lineage: Eukaryota; Fungi; Ascomycota; Dothideomycetes; Pleosporales. Gene Ontology annotation, molecular function: GTPase activity; GTP binding. The transcript is spliced from 2 exons. Gene Ontology annotation, biological process: translation. The coding region runs from base 213 to 1601 and encodes 462 amino acids. The record is from RefSeq and is a predicted model, not a curated record.